This is a messenger RNA of Aspergillus steynii IBT 23096, 1983 nucleotides long. Its product is annotated as Hsp70 family protein. The transcript has 4 exons. The record is from RefSeq and is a predicted model, not a curated record. Lineage: Eukaryota; Fungi; Ascomycota; Eurotiomycetes; Eurotiales; Aspergillaceae. Gene Ontology annotation, molecular function: ATP-dependent protein folding chaperone; ATP binding. Bases 1 to 1983 code for a protein of 660 amino acids.
AUGAAUAACAACCAAAACACCUUGGGUCGGCCCCCAAGUUACACGUACAACACCGGCCGACCCACCAGUCCGAUGCCGCCGGGCCAGCAACUAGCACACCAUCCGCCACCGCUCAACACGAACCUGCAAUACGGACAAGCGCCGGUUCAGCCCAUGGGCGCUCCGCCGGGUUACGGUCUACAGCAGCAGCCCGUCCCGCACGGCAUGGCUCCGGGCAUGCAGCCGCAGUACGGAGUCCGCAACCCCGCCGUCGAAGUCGAAGGCGCCGGCCGCAGCAAGGCCCAACUCAUCGUCGGUAUUGAUUUUGGAACGACAUUCUCCGGCGUGGCCUUUGCUUUUGCGACCAACAACGAGGCGAGAGAGGAUAUCAUCACGGAGUGGCCGGGAGCGGGAACCCAUACCAAACAAAAGAUCCCUACAGUGCUAUACUACGAUCAGUAUCAGAAAGUAGUAGGAUGGGGUCCUGACAUCGCCGACGCUCUGGCCCCCACCGGAUAUCCGAAGCAAGGGGUGCAGAAGGUGGAAUGGUUCAAACUGCAGCUCAUGCUCUCCGGUAAUACGUAUAUCGAUCCCAUCAACCUGCCGCCGCUACCGCCGGGCAAGUCGGAAAUCGACGUCGCCGCCGACUACCUCUUCAAGCUGCGUCAGGCGAUGCGCAACCAACUACAAAAGACCCUGGGCGAGGUGUUCACGCGAGAGGAGCGCAACAUCCGAUACUACCUCACCGUGCCCGCCAUCUGGAACGAUGCCGGCAAGGCGGCCACGCGUGCGGCGGCCCUGCAAGCGGGAUUUCUGCGGGACGAGAACGACAACCGUCUGACGUUGAUCUCCGAGCCCGAGGCGGCGGCGCUGUUCUGCGCCAAGACCGGGUUGCUGAAUCUCAAGGUCGGCGAUGCGAUCCUGAUCGUCGAUUGCGGUGGAGGUACCGUCGAUCUGAUCGCCUACGAGGUCGAGGAGGAGCAGCCCUUCAGCGUGGCCGAAUGCACGGCAGGAUCCGGUGACUCCUGCGGCUCAACGGCUCUCAACCGAAACUUCAGCAACAUUCUCCGGGCCAAGAUUCGCAAGAUGAAGCUGCCCGACGGCUCGCGAACGGCCGGCAAGGUGUACGCCAAGUGUAUCAUGGACUUCGAGAACCGGAUCAAGGCCGACUUCCGUAACAACGGACAGAAGUGGGCGGUGGACGUUGGUAUCGAGGCGGAUUUCCCGGAUGCCGGUAUCGAAGAAGGUUAUAUGACGUUCACGAACGAAGAGAUCCUUCAGUGCUUCGAGCCGGUCGUCAACCGAAUUCUUGAGUUGGUUCGGAAUCAGAUCAUCGCCAUCCAAGCGCAAAAUCGAUCGCUCCAGAACGUUCUCGUGGUGGGAGGAUUCGGUGCGUCGGAGUAUCUCUUCCAGCAGAUCAAGCUCCACGUGCCCCCGCAGUAUCAGACCAAGGUGGUACGACCCAUGGACUCGGUCGCCGCCAUCGUCAAGGGUGCGGUGACGGCGGGUAUCACAGAGCGAGUGAUCACGCACCGUGUCGCCCGUCGGCAUUACCUCAUGGCCACCCUGCAACCCUUCAAGGAGGGAUAUCACCCCGAGCAGUAUCGGGUGCCUAGUCUGGACGGUCGAGAUCGAUGCAAGUACACGCGACAGAUCUUCGUGCAGAAGGGAGAGCGGGUCAAGAUUGGCGAGCCAGUCAAAGUCAGCUUUUUCCGACAGGUCGCACCAGGUGCUACGCUUAUGUACGAGGAUAUUUUGUACGCGUGUGACGAGGACGUGUGUCCGGAGUAUACGAAAGAUCCUCGUAUUAAGGAGGUCGUGACUCUCACGUCAGAUCUGUCCCGCAAGAAUCUGGAAACAGAUUUCGAGCGCAUGGACACUCCUCAAGGAACAUUCUAUCGGGUAUACUUUGACAUCUACCUCACGCUUGAUGGCAGUGAAUUCAGCGCCGAGUUGGUCUGCCAGGGCGAGGUGAUGGGACGAUGCCGGGCCAAGUUCCGGUAA